Exophiala xenobiotica is the source of this 4889-nucleotide messenger RNA. RefSeq lists its product as uncharacterized. The transcript has a single exon. NCBI's taxonomy places the organism in Eukaryota, Fungi, Ascomycota, Eurotiomycetes, Chaetothyriales, Herpotrichiellaceae. The record is from RefSeq and is a predicted model, not a curated record. The coding region runs from base 786 to 4646 and encodes 1286 amino acids.
AUCUGCUCCUCCGCCACAAUCACUAACAUCUUCCAUCUCUCGCUCGAAUUGUCAGUGCCAGCAUCUCGUGUUAUUACCUUCCAAGUCCUCCUUCCGAAUCUGCGACAUCUGCCAUCUGCCGACAGUAGUUUGUUGUUUGCUCAACUUAUCAGGCUGUCUUCCCACUCACCCAGUCCUCGACACCAGGGCGGAAGGAUCUUGUUCGAUAUCAGAACCUUGAUUCAAGUCGAAUCAGCCCGAGAUCAGCCCUACGUCCCGCAUCACCAUUGCCCUGACCGCCUUUGCUGCUGCUAAAGCCUCUGCGCCCUCUUCGUCACAUUGCGACCAGUCACAAACCUCCAGGGCCUGUUCAACUCGACACAACUGGCUGGUGCCACUGAUGCGGUAGUCCUUCUCGACUGUUCCUCCUUCCUUCUAGCGCUACUGACGUCCUCGAUUGACGUCUCUAUUGAUAUCCUCUGACAUCUCGUCGCCGUUGAUUCGUAACAAGUCUCCACCAACUUGACAUCACAAGAGAUUUGCUGCGGCUCAUCUUUGCCUGUUUCAAGAGCAGAGCAGAGCAGAGCAGAACAAAGCACGUUUUGAAACCCGUUGCGCGACCUUCUACGGACCGAUUUUUACUUGCCUACUUUGCCAGAUUACACAGCCUCUCGACAGGCGAAGCAUCCGCUGGCCAUGCCCCGACGCCUCGACGAUUUGGCCCCUACUGAAUUGUUCCGCCCGAGGACACGAACAUAGGAGGGUACAUUCGCUCCGACAUCUUCUGUGGUCAUAUCCCGCCAAAAAUGUCUCCUGCAACAUCGCAUCUACCAACCCAUCCAAGACCUGGGCAGCACUCUCCUUCACAGUCUACAGCAGCAGUGCUUCGAGGGCGACAGGCGCAGAGUCAAUCCGGCGCUCCAUUCAUUAUCCCCAAGACUUAUGGUCACCACCGCAACGUGAGCGUGACAUCAAACCCCGCGCAAAUCCUCCAAGAACCAGCGCAUUACAACAGUGACGACAAUUCUCGAUAUCUAGACCAGUCGUCAAAUCUGCUCACGGCCACAAGUCCGGCUUCUUUCCAGCCAUCAACAGACAUCUACAAUUUUGAAGAAGAUACCUCACAUCACGACUCGUCCUUCGAUGAUCUCUUCUCGACAGAGGGCUCCUCCGAAAAUCAUCUAAGUGAAGAAACGACACCCCAGGAGUUUAUUUGGGAGCAACAGUUCCUGGCCCAUGACUCCGCCGAACUACAUAUCCUCGAUCCUUACUCUGCUGGUGCUUACGAUCCCACUCCGGGUGUCUCUCAAUCGUUGGGAACUCAAAGCAUUUUCCAGGCUGCAGAUGGGAAGCUCCCAAAAUCUGCUCCGGGUGAAGAGCUAAGAGGCCAGUCCUUGAACACCACCGCAACUCCUUUUUUCCAGCCGUUGAUGGCCAGUGAGGCUCUCAUCCAAGCUUCAAAUCAAAACAUGAAAGAUUCUCCCAUGUCAGCCGAUAAUCACAAGAGGUCAGGUUCUCAAAACCUCAGAGUGGACACCAACCCGCAGCCCACGCCAUCUCCAAGUAAUAAAGUGGACAAGUGGCAACGAACUACGUCGGGCAUGCGCGCUCCAAGCCCUGUCGUGAUGGUGUCGAGCUAUGAAGCUGCCGGCCCCGAGCACUCGACCCAAGCAAACAUCGUCCAGAGUUCCAGCAAGCGCAACCGUCAGAGCGCAAGCUCCGACGACGAAUCAGAUGGUGAAAACGGUGCAACUUCCGAGAUCAGAAAUGUCGACACAUUCCCAUAUCUGAUGCCGCCUGACGCCAAUGACACCAGCUUCUUGCAAAGGGUCGGCCAAGAGCCAGACAAAAGAACUGACGAUGUGAUUCUUUCGGUUAAGGAUCUCGAAGAACAGCGGCAGUUGGAGGAGAAGAAUGCCGAGGUGCAAACAUGGCUCGCAACAAGCGAUGCUGGCAGCGAGGCUGGAGAGGACUCCCAUGAACCAGUCUCCCACCGUCUGGCCCAAGGUAGCAGGCGCCGUGCCCACACCACUGGGGCGCCAUUUGAUGCUGUUGGCCGUGUGUACUCGGACAAGAACAUACCGGGACCUGGCGUGCUUGUUGAGGUCGACAGUGACGACGAGUAUUUCGAGGACGAGUCUAUUACAGAGCAGAUCAUCAACGACUAUCACCAGGCUGGCUCGCCUCGUAUGUCCCCCGAUGCUCUCGAAGCUCGAGAAUCAUCCGAAAACACCGCCUUCCCAACUUUGGAAGAGGAAAUUGCACCUGAACAGCAGGAACCUCUUCCUCAUCAAUUCUAUCGGCGGGGGCCCUGGCAAGACGCUGUCCGAGGUCCAGUCAGCAAUGCAAAAGAUCAACCAAGCACAUCAAAUGCCGCCGCUUAUAAAUUCAACCAGGAAGCGGCUAAAUGGGAGACUGCAUCAAGGGCCGCUACUUGGGGAACACGACGCCGACUCAGCGACAGCGAGAUCAACUCGAUCGUGGAAGGGAGCCAGGUGCGACAUCUCUCCCUUUCAAAGCGAGGCCGCGAGCGCGGUAGUAGUAUAUUGAACAAGGCUCGAGGUUUGUUGCCUCGUCGUAGUAGCAGCAACAUCAAGGCUGAGCCAUCCACCCCUAAUGGCUCCGCAGACAAAACUCAUACGCACCGAAGCUCUAUCGGUACUGUAAGACCUUCUCAGAGAAUGCCGAGCUUCAGCAAGCCAAUGUCACCACCGUCGGACACUGGCAGUGCUCUCAUGGCGAUGACUGGCCAACUUGCAGCUGUUGGGCGGGGCAGUACGGGAAAGCAGGACAACGAGCAGCCGAGACCUUCUCGAACGUCUCUGAAGAAGCAACGCAGCAAGAGUGAUGUGUCCAAGCAGGCAAAGUCUUCUACUCCAGGAUUAGCUGAGCUUAUGACAAGACAUGGGGGUCCGCCCGUUCCGACUCUGGCAUCUCCCAUGUUCGAACGAGAGUCGAUACUAGCUGCUCAAGUCAUCGACAACGAAGAUGCUCAAGCGGACGAUGAUGAAGACGACCAGACGGAUGAGGUUGCAAUCCGAAUGGACCUGACCAUACGGGCCGAGGACAUCGUGCCCACGGUCGAAGGAUUCAAAGACCAUGCUCGCAGAUUGAAUCCAAGACUCGAGCCAUACAUGAUUGACCGCAUUGGCCAAGAACAAAUCCGGAGAUACAAGAAGCUGGUUGAAUCCAAGAUCAAGCAUACUCGCUCUGUCCAGGUAACCAAGAAAUGCACUUCGGGGAAAUUCUGCUUUGAACUUGGUGGCGAGGCCACGCUGUUGGCGCCUCGUCCGAGUAGCAAAGACCCCGAGUCAACUCUGACUCAAUUUCAAAUCAACAACCCUACUGAUAACGACAUCGACGAAUCCGCGCUUGCUGAUGGUGUUGUUACACCUGCCUUGUUUCCUGCCGGCAUCCCUCUGCCGCCAGUCAAGCGGCUUCCUGCAGAAUUUGAAUGUCAGCUCUGCUUCAAAGUGAAGAAAUUUCAGAAGCCGUCGGAUUGGACCAAACAUGUGCACGAGGAUAUUCAGCCCUUCUCCUGCACCUUUCCCACCUGUCCAGAAUCGAAGUCCUUCAAACGAAAAGCCGACUGGGUACGCCAUGAGAACGAACGCCACCGUCAUCUGGAAUGGUGGAAAUGUAGCGUCGCCGAAUGUGUUCACGUAUGUUAUCGCAAGGACAAUUUCGUACAGCACCUCGUGAGAGAGCACAAGAUGACAGAACCGAAGAUCAAAGGCCGAGGCUCUGGUAGCAGCAAAAUGAAGCCCGCCAACCCUACAUUAUGGCAGGCUGGGCAAGAGGACCACGAAGUCUGGCGUCUGGUGGAGUUGUGCCAUCACGAGACUCAGAGCAAGCCUAGGGACGAACAAUGCCGGUUUUGCGGAAACGUCUGCUCGAGUUUCAAGAAGCUCUCGGUGCAUAUGGGCAAGCACAUGGAACAGAUCGCCAUGCCCGUCCUGGAACUGGUGCGCAUGCGUCAAGUGUCGGCUGAUACAAUCAUCAGUCCCGUUGAGCAGCCAAUAGCGAUGCCGUCCUCGUUUGCAACAUUCCCAGCAACUGUAAGCAACGUCGAUAUGAGCAACUUAUCGCCGUACCCUGCAAGCGCGGCUUCAGCCUACCAAACUUCCUCGGCAGGACAAUCGCCAGUGUCGAUGCAAAGUCGCAUGCAGAACGGAGGGUUCGAUUAUGAGCAGGGCUACUACAGUCCGCAUACAAUGCCAGCCGCGACGCAAGGUCAAACCCUUGGUGGUACGUACGGCGUUGCAGGAGCCUUUCCCCAGCAGGCCCGUGGGUACAUGGGCGGUGUGGAGUAUAUUCCACCGAGCGGCAUGUCAGGACAGCAUGAAUAUCACCUGUCUCCGCAAGGUCAGAUUGCAAUGCCUCGGUCGCAAUCCAUUGCAUCAAACUAUGGCAAUCCAGCUUUUGAAUCAGCGGGGGCCGACUACAGCCAGGCACCAAUGCAAUCAAUGUUUACCAACGCGCCGUCCAUGCCGGGCUAUCUGCCACAAUAUGGCCCAUCAAUGGUGCAUGGACCUUCGAACCGGUCACCAAUUGCAAUGAACGGUAGAGCAGGGCUUGGACUCAACGCCAUGGAUCAAGACUACGGAUAUGGUGUCCCAGGGAAUGGACAAGGGGCAGCGAACAUGCACUUCCCACCAGAACGGUGAUCCGAAGCGGUAGAGUUUGGUCAGGGGGUCAAGUGAGGCGAAUUUUGGGCCAGGCGCACCCAAUGUGAGAAGAGGGUGGUAGAAACAUUUCGGUGGAUCUCAAGUCGGAGGGACGGUUUUUUGACGAGGAGGUUACUUAUCGCUUGAUCACGUUUUGAUAUUUACGAUUGUAUAGAUGAUACCCAGGCUAAGCGACCUGGUGUAUGUCGCCAUGGUCAAGAUGAAUGACUGACAUUUACGAAU